Molecule: messenger RNA, 4500 nt
Organism: Orbilia oligospora ATCC 24927
Lineage: Eukaryota; Fungi; Ascomycota; Orbiliomycetes; Orbiliales; Orbiliaceae
Exons: 1
Coding region: 1-4500 (1499 amino acids)
Molecular function (GO): protein binding
Source: RefSeq, a predicted model, not a curated record
AUGGAGGGCGCAAAUAGGCUUCAUAAUUCCUUUUACGCAAGCUAUGGGGAGACAGGCCACAUAAAUGCUCUUGAUAUCGCGAUUGUUUUGGUAGAAGGCCUCCUAAGGGAUACGCCUGCAGACGACCCGGCUCGAGCGGUUCACCUUAGUAACAAAUCUGUUUACUAUGGCAGUCGUUACAAAAAGCUCGGGAGCCAGGAAGAUCUAGAGAAGGCUAUAGUUGCCGCUGAACAAGCCGUUGAAACCACUGCUGAUGAUCACCCUGCCAAAGUGGGAGAUCUUAUUAACCUCGCGAGCUAUUACAAUCUAAAAUACAAUGGAUUUGGAAACGAUGAGGAUCUAGAAAAGGCUAUAUCUAUUGCAGAGCAUGCCAAUGGUUUCAAUUUUGCUGAUAGUUCGAACAAAGCGGCAUGUCUUAAUAAUCUCUCAACUUAUUAUAACUCCAGAUUUCAGAAAUUUGGAAGAAAGGAAGAUUUAGGAAAGGCAGCACUUUUCAUUGAACAGGCUACCGCUAUCGCUCUCGCUUCUGAGGACAGUCCAGAUAAAGCGGCAUGUCUCAACAACCUCUCGACUCAUUAUAGAUCCAAUUUCGAUAUGUACGGAGGACUGGAAGAUCUUGAAAAGGCUGUAACUAUAGCUGAAGAAGCCGUCGCUAUGACUCCUGAAGACGACCCGAACUUUGCUGGCCGUCUCAGCAAUCUUUCAACCCAUUACAGUUCCAGAUUUCAAAGAUUGGGAAACAAGGAAGAUCUUGAAAAGGCUGUAAAUGCAGCCGAACAGGCCGUCACCGUCGGUCUUUCAGGGGAGAGCUUGGACUCCAUAAGCUGCCUCAUUAACCUUUCAACCUGCUACAAUUCUCGAUUCGAGAGCUUCGGCGCGCAAGAGGACCUCGAAAAUGCAAUAGCUAUCGCUGAGCAUGCCGUUGCCGAGCUCGGGGAACCCGCCAGUAGCGGCCCGGGGCAAGCGACUUGUUUUAGCAACCUCUCGAAUUACUACGGCUCAAGGCAUGACACUCUCGGAGAUGAAGAAGAUUUAAAAAAAGCUAUAGUCGCCGCGGAGAAAGCUGUCGCAUGCUUUCCUGUAGGUAGUACGAGCCCUGGCAGAACCGCAUGUCUUAUCAACCUCUCGACCCAUUACAGCUCCAAUUUUGACAGGCUUGGGAGACAAGAAGACCUUGAGAAAGCCAUAAUCACUGCAGAAGAAGCCGUCACUGCUACUACCGAAGACGAUUUCAAUAGAGCUGUAUGUCUUAAUAAUCUAUCUAACAUCUUCAACUCUAGAUUUAGUAUGCUUGGAGACCAAAAAGACCUGGAGAGAGCUAUAGCUACUGCAGAGCAAGCUGUCGCCGCUACGUCUGAGGGUGACCUAGAGCUUGCUAGCCGUCUAAAUAACCUCUCGAAUCGCUAUAGCAUUAAGUUCGAGAGACUAGGAAACCUCGAGGAUUUAGAAAAAUCGGUUGCAGCAGCAGAGCGGGCAGUGGCUGCAAUCAACGACAACAAUCCACAGAGAGCGGUAUAUCUAAAUACUCUUUCAAAUCAGUACGACGCUAGAUUCGACACGGCUGGAAAUUGGGAGGAUCUAGAAGAGGCAAUAGCUGUCUCUGAGCAGGCCGUCGCCGCCACUGUAGAGAACAGCUUGUACAGAGCUGCUUGUCUUCACAAUCUUUCAAACCGUUAUAGUUCCAGAUUCGGCGGACUAGGAAAACCGGAAGAUCUAAAUACGGCGAUAGCCACCGCAGAACAAGCAGUCAACAUCACCUCGGAUGACUGCCCAGAAAAACCAGCGUACCUAACCGCUCUAUCAUGUCACUAUGGUUGUAAAUUCGAUAGAUUCGGAAAUUUGGAGGAUCUUGAAAAAGCUAUAGCGGCUGCUGAACAAGCCACGUCCAGCAUUUCCAGCGAAAAUAUCAAUACACCUGCAUGCCUUAGUACGCUUUCGGAACUGUAUAUAUUUAGGUUUGAUAUACUGGGCGAGCUAGAAGACUUGCAAAAGGCCAUAGAUUCCGCGAAAAAGGCUGUCGACGCUACUCCCGAAAGUAGCACAAAAAGACCUGCUUACCUCGGCAUACUCUCGAUGGCGUAUAAUUCUAGAUUUAACAGACUUGGAAAACAAGAAGAUUUAGAAGAAGCGAUAGCUGUUGCAGAAAGAUCAGUAUCGAUUACUUCGAAAGCUCACCCUGAAUUAGCGAGACGACUUAACGGUCUUUCACUUUGUUAUAAUUCCAGGUUCAACAGACUAGGAAGGCGAGAAGAUCUUGAAAUGGCAGUGUCUACGGCUGAGCAAGCUGUCAAAACUACAUCUACAGAAAGCUUUAGUUUUCCUAGUCACCUUAAUAACCUAUCAAUCUCUUAUAGUUCCAGGUUCGACAGACUCGGAAGGCAGGAAGAUUUGGAGAGAUCUGUAGUUGUUGCUGAACAAGCUGUGGCCGUCACACCGAAUGAUAGUCCAGAUCUUGCCGAUUACCUUAGCAAUUUAUCGAACCGCUAUAGCUCCAAAUUCGACAGUCUCAAGAACGAAAAAGAUCUUGAUAAUGCUAUAGCUGCAGCAGAACGAGCUGUUUCUUCUACUAAUAAUCCACUGAAAAAAUGCACAUACCUGAACAACUUAUCAAAUCAGUACAGUUCAAAAUUUGGUAGACUACGGGAUCUGAAGGAUUUGGAGAAGGCUAUAGCUUUAGCAGAAGAGGGAAUCGCUGCUACUCCUAAGAAUAACCCGAGCCUUGCCGGCCGUCUUAGCAACCUCUCAGAUCAUUAUACGUCCAGGUUUGACAAGCUUGGAAGACAGGAGGAUAUGGAGGAGGCUAUAACUCGACUCAAGGAGUCCUUCUCGAUAUCAUAUGUGUCGCCUUUAUCGAGAAUACAAAAAGGCAAACGACUCGCCCAAUUAUAUCACUACCAAAAAGACUAUGCCAAAGCCGCCGAUGUUGCGGCCGACGCGACUUUCCUCUUACCACGGGUCAGUCCAAGAUAUCUUCCUCGUCGCGAUCACGAAUACGUCCUCUCGCAAGCCAAUGGCCUUUCUGCUCUUGCUUGUUCGCUAGCUUUGCGUGCCGGAAAGUCAGCAGGCACAGCCUUAGAUUUGAUUGAAGUCGGUCGAGGUGUGAUAGCAGGGCUUAUAAUUGACCAUCAAAGCGAUGUCGUUACCCUUCGAGAACACGACCCCCAUCUCUAUGAGCGCUACGAAAGCUUGCGAUAUCGGCUUUCUGCCGUACCAUCCAGUGAGAGUGGUAUCUCCUCGGAAAAUACAUCAAAACGAGAUGGGGAUCGCCUUUUUCACAUAGAAAGGGAGCUUACUAACAUCGAGGAUGAAAUUCGAAGGAUACCUGAAUUCGCCAGGUUUCAACUACCACCUGACAUGGAAGAGCUGAAAGCUCUAGCUAGUGAAGGGCCUCUUGUGGCCUUCAAUAUCACCGACAUAGGCAGCGACGCGUUGAUCAUCACCAAUAAAGGAAUAAAAGCUCUCCCUUUAGAAGGGCUUGAUCACUUUAAAGCCGAGCGUAUGCUUACAACCCUAAACCAGAUGUCUAGUCAAAGCCGGGAAUCAAUGUACGAAAAUAAUAAGCGCAUGAAAGAAAUUUUGAAGUGGCUUUGGCUGGGCGCCGUGAAACCAAUCCUCGGGGAGUUGGGCUUUUUGAAACGGACUCAGACGGCAGACGGAUGCGAAACACUACCUCGCAUCUGGUGGGUCACGAAUGGAAUUAUGAGCGGUGCGCCUCUGCACGCCGCUGGAGCAUAUGAUGGCGGUUGCGAGGGCCCUGUGGAGGGCGCCAUGGAUUUCGUGAUAUCUUCAUACAUUUCGACUACCAAAGCAUUGAAGUUCGCCAGAGAUAAAAUUCAGAAGGUUCGGGUCGGAGCGGAGAGACGGGCUCUUUUGAUAAGCGCCCACGAUGAGAACCUAGAUUUCGAAGGCGAGAUUCAAGCGAUCAAAACAGUUAUCGGUCAGCAUUAUGAGGUCGCCCAACUGAGAGAAAAACCAAGAGGAGAAGUUCUUCGCCACGUCGAACGCUCUAACAUCAUACAUUUUUCUUGUCACGGGGUCUCUGUGGGUUUCGAACCCUCAUCAGAUCCACCAAAAAGUCCAUCCGAUAGCUACCUACUUCUCAGGGGCCCGCAAAAAGUCUCGGGCGAAGCACUCGAAGAAAGACUCACCGUAGAUGACCUCGCUAGAGUUAGGCACUCCAAAGCUCAGUUAGCAUAUCUAUCAGCCUGUUCCACCGCGAAAAUCUCAGCUGAGCGGCUGAGAGAUGAAAUGAUACAUAUAGCAAACGCAUUCCAGUUGGCCGGCUACCCCCAUGUCAUUGGCACACUGUGGGAGGCGGAGGAUAAGCCCGCAGGUAUUGUUUCCACAGCAUUCUAUGAGUACAUGCUGGAAGGCGGCCCCGAUAACCUAAAUUGCAGCGUAGCUAAAGCUCUGCAUCAAGCGACGAAGAAACUGACGAGGCAAGGUCGCUAUAGAAAACACUAUCUAGCGUGGGCUCCAUUCAUUCAUAUCGGUGCCUAG